Messenger RNA from Panicum virgatum (switchgrass), 1289 nucleotides. RefSeq lists its product as uncharacterized. The record is from RefSeq and is a predicted model, not a curated record. NCBI's taxonomy places the organism in Eukaryota, Viridiplantae, Streptophyta, Magnoliopsida, Poales, Poaceae. The coding region runs from base 332 to 916 and encodes 194 amino acids. The transcript is spliced from 4 exons.
CACAUGGGUCCCUCCUUCCAGCGAGCGUGUGAGUGUUCCGGCACCGGUGGAGCACUAUAAAGAAAGCCCAUGCCCCAGCAGAGCAGCAUCGCACCGCCGAAAACCCAACAUUGCUUCCCAAAGCCUGAACCAGACCCAGCUUUCCUCCGUCCUCUAGUUAACAUCCCCUGAGCACAGCUGCAGUAGGCACCCUCCCCCUCCACCACACAAAUAGUCGCCCAUCCUUCCUCCUUCCUGCACUUUUGCAAAGAAGUGCAGGACCUCGAAGCCAUGGAUGCCAAGAAGACCCUGAAGAAACCGGUCUCAUCAAACCAGGGUGCUGAGAAAGGCGAUGAACCGCAAGAAAGAACCCGCCCAUCCCAUUGCCAGCAGCUGGGAGACGAUUGCAGAUGAAGCGGUGAGGAAAGCAGUGUUCAAGCUAGUCUCGGCGGGCUGUAGGACGCCCGAGCUCGCACUUGAGGUGGCCAAGGAGCUUGUUCAAUCCAUCGUCGAACAAACAAGAAGCAGCUCUGAUGGCGAGAGCUCCAAGGCCAUGGACGAGGAAGGCUACAACGCUACUGUGCAAUGCUCAUUCGACCUCAACGUGGCUAUAAAAAAAGAGGGAGAUGACUCGGCAGAAUCUGGGUUGCUAGAAUCUGUGCUGAAGGCGUCGCUCGAGGGGAAUGCCCAGUUGCCAUACGCCCCAAAUGUUGAUCCAAAUCAGGCAGAAGCAUCAGCACCUCACUCUGCAACAGCGCCGCUACAAGCUCUCCUCGGCUUGCCCAGCUUCGUCGUGGUCUAUAACGGCAUGUUUGUGCACAGCAUUAAACUUCCUGCAGCAUUCAGCGCGUCCAACUUUUCAGAGGUACACCCUUCCGUAGUACUGCGUGGAGAGCAUUCAGCGCGUCCAACUUUUCAGAGAUACACCCUUCUGUAGUACUGCGUGGAGACAGUGUGGUCGAGACCCUAGUCAGAGUUGACACGUUGGACGGUAGCAUCCAUUUCAUGGACGGGUGGUCUGAUUUUGUAGCAUCUGAGCGCAUUGUCACGGGUGACAUAGGUCACUUUGUGCUGGUUGAGCCUCAUAGACUUGUGAUGAACCUAUAGGGACCAGAUGGAGAGUUAAGGCCCUUGGCUUCUCGCCCACUAGUCUGGAACUUGUUCCUUGCUUACGGCAAUCAGGUGGACGCACAGCAGCCUGUAGGUGGUCAUGGUCGAGCUCCAGAAAUAGUCGGCUCUCCGGAAAAUGCAGCUCAAGACCACGUUGGUGAGUCAUAAAUGGUGCUCAGUUCAUCUCCUUAACAGCAAAA